Molecule: messenger RNA, 402 nt
Organism: Maylandia zebra (zebra mbuna)
Lineage: Eukaryota; Metazoa; Chordata; Actinopteri; Cichliformes; Cichlidae
Source: RefSeq, a predicted model, not a curated record
AUGAACAGAAGCAACUUUUGGAGAUCAUGUGGAGACAUUGCCAGGGUGACCAAAGUAAAGACCAAUCACUUCUGGGAUUCAGUAUCGCUGAACUCAACAGAUCUCACCAGAAUUUUUAAGGUUCAAAGUGCCACAGUCGAGAACGUCACAAUCGAGAUCAUUGGGAUCAAAGACACCAAGAAGACUGAAACAGAGGUGGAUGCACAGAUCGGCAGCGGAGAGGUGCAGUCCUUUGUGGUGACUUCAUCCCUGCUGGCAAAAGCGUUUGGUGUCAGACUGGAGGGCGACUUUGAGGACAGACUGCUGGAGAAAAUGCCGUUCUCAGCAGAUGUAGAAAUAAAGGGAAACAAGAUCAUGAAGAUUGAAGCGAAGGAGAAGUAAAGAUGAGUUCCAGUGUUCAGG